Messenger RNA from Ectocarpus sp. CCAP 1310/34, 4934 nucleotides. The record is from the annotation of a GenBank genome assembly. Lineage: Eukaryota; Phaeophyceae; Ectocarpales; Ectocarpaceae.
CUCUCUCCCCUCAAAGCUGUGUGCGGAGGAGCACACGAGGAAGGUUGUCUCCGGCCGUCAUGAGUCGUUUCUCGGCUGAGCGAGCGGUACCGGAGGAGGACCUGAAUCAGCUCGAUGAUUACAACAAGGCCACUAUCGCAGCACAUUUGCACAAGCGCUUCAAAGUUCAAAGGCCGUACACCUCCCUCGGAAAUAUUGUGGUGGCCGUGAACCCGUUCGAGUGGCUUGAUCUGUACGAUGAUGACCUGGGGUUGGCUUACCAAGAACCAGGUCGGCGAGACCUGCCGGCACACAUCUACAAAUCGACGGCUGCUGCCUAUCGCGCGCUGCUGGAGGGCCAGGAAGACCAGAGCAUCCUGAUCAGCGGUGUGUCAGGAGCGGGGAAGACGGAGACGGCUAAGCUCUUGCUAGGUCAUUUGGCGUCCGUGGCUGGGUCGGAGGAGGGAGGGGUGGGUAGCGAGCGCAUUCAGCACAUGGUGGAGUGUACAGUGGUGCUGGAGAGCUUUGGAAACGCGGUCAUGAUGGGCAACAACAACAGCAGUCGUUACGGAGUAGUAACGCAGCUGCAGUUCGACGACGGGGACAUCCCCAAGAUGGUCGGAUCGCUCAACACCACCUACCUCCUGGAAAAGAGUCGCGUGGUGUCUCGGUCGUCUCGAGAGCGCAAUUUCCACGUGUUUUACCAGAUGGUGGGCUCGGACGACGAAGACUUCAAAAAGACGCUUCACCUGUCAGGCAAGACUUCGAACGACUUCCAAUACCUCAGCACCCACGCGCCGGCGGAGGACAUGGACUUCACGGGCUUGGCGGAAGUACAGGAUGCCAUCCGCGAGCUAGGGAUUGCGAUUGAAGAAGAGAAGGACGUUUUCAAGGCGUUGGGGGGGCUCCUUCACUUGGGGCAGCUGGAAUUUCUUUCCGACACUGGCCGCACGGAUGAUGCCAGUAAGCUUGCCGGGGGGACGGAGAAAUCGUUGCAGACGUCGGCCGAUCUGCUUGGGCUGAGCGUGGAGGAGUUGACAGGCGCGCUGCUGACGCGGCCACUGAUGGUGGCUCGCGAGACCUUCGUCAAGCCCAACAAAGUCGGGGAGGCGCAAUCGGCAAGGGACGCCCUGGCCAAGGAUGUGUACCUAGGCAUUUUCAAUUACCUGUUGAAAAAGAUCAACGAGGCCACAAGCUGCACAGAGAACGAGGAGGCCGCCGGGACGAUUUCAUUGAUCGAUAUCUUCGGGUUCGAGUCGUUCAGGCGCAACGGUUUCGAGCAGCUGCUGAUCAACUACGCGAGCGAAAAACUUCAGCAAAUGUUCAUCCAGGACGUGUUCAAGUCGGUUGAGAGGCUCUGCGAGACGGAGGGAAUUGACCACGCCAAGUUCAUGUACCGCGAUAACACGACCAUCCUCGAAACCUUGGAGGGUAACAGGGGCGUCCUUUCAAUGCUUGACGAGGAGUGCCUGCUGCCCCAUGGAACAGAUAGCGGCUUCGUGGCCCUGCUACAGGCUCAAACACAGGUCGCCCACGAGCAGCACUUAAAAGCCAACUCGAGGCUCAAGCACUUCACCGUUCACCACUACAAUCACGCUGUCAAGUAUGACGCAGACGGGUUCGUGGAACGCAACAGGGAUAAACUGCACACCAGUGUCGCGAAGUUGCUCGGCGCAAGUACGAACAACAUGGUCCGAAGGGUAUACGCGUACGCGGUUGGAGGCGGAGAAGGAGCCGACGAGGGCGAGUCCUCGCAGCCGGCGCAGAAUGACUUCCAGGCUCGGUUGGCAAUGUUCAAGAAGAAGGAGACCGGACCUGCGGGAGGGGGCGCGCGUAAGGGAAAGCGCGUGUCUUCCGUCAUGGAAGGGGGGCAGGAAGUCUUGAAGCGGGAGAGCAUGGGACGGCGCUUCAAGGGCGAGCUUAGGGAUUUGGUGGAGCGAAUCCACUCUACCGAGGUGCAGUACAUUCUGUGUAUUCGGCCCAACAUGGAGAACGACCCGGUGUUGUUCGAGGACGAAUAUGUGACUCAGCAACUGCUGUCCGCCAGCAUCGUUGAGGCUGCGCAGGUAUACAAGUUCGUUGGGGUGAAUGUGUCCCAUCUUGAGUUCAUCAAGAGGUAUGGAAGACUCGGUCCGCGAGAGUUGACCGCAUCGGGUCGCCCCGGAGACGCGGAAAGCGAGGCCGUCGUGUGCACGAAGUUGGCGGAUGUUUUGCUGAUCCGCGACCGCCACGAUCCUGACUCAAAGACAAAGUUCGAGGUUGGAAGGACCAAGAUCUUCAUCAGGGGUGCAGAGCACGAGCACCUUGAGGAGGUGAUGGCGUUCUACGAGCGAAGAAGCUCGAGAAAAAUCAUCCGGCACUGGAGAGUGCGGCGAGCAAGAAUCCGAAAAGCCGAAGCGGAAGCAGCCCGGCGGGAGCGUGCGGCGGCCAGAGAGAAGGCGCGGCAAGAGUCUGCGCUGCGCGUUGUUGUAGACGAUGACGAGGACGACCGCAGCUCGGACGCUGCCCCGGUCUCGCCCAUCCGUGCAGAGAUGGACAAAGACGACGAGGAGGAGGACGAGGAGGAGGAAGAGGAGGAGGAACUGCCGUAUUGGCAAGGGGGGCAGGCGUCGCCCAGCGAUGCGCGAGUUGGCGCGAAUCUGAGUGCUCCUCGAACGGAACCGUUCACCAAGGCAACGAUGCGGGCAUUCCUCAACCAGCCGGUGGAGACAGGCGUAAUCGAGUGCAUGAUCCGCCGCAAAAAGGGUGUCAUGAGCACAAUCUACCAGGCUUACUACGAGCCCUCAAUGAAGCUGCUCAUGACGGCCAAGAAGGACAAGGGCCGCUACAUCAUCGCCAUGAACCCAGAGUACAUGAAGAAAGGAGAACCUAGUACGCUGGGGAAGGUGAAGGCGGUGGCCCAGCGGCGACAAUACAUCGUCUACGACAACGGUUUCAAGGCGAACAAAACUCUGCCCGAGAAGUACACGAUCAAGCCAGAACGCAAGGAAAUUGCAGCUGUGAGCAUCGACCUGACUCGCCACGACGACUUCCAGGGACCGCGAAAGCUCGAGGUGUUGGUGGCGGACAGUGAUGAUGACUUGGUAGACCAUGCAUCGCUUCUCAACAGCUUCGGCAACGACAACACCAACAUCAUCACCCCGGUACCUCGCAUGCACAGCAUCAAGCCGGAAUGGGACGAAGACGCGGGAUACUUCGUGCUGGAGUUCUACAAGGACCGCAUCAAGAAGCAGUCCGUCAAGAACUUCAUGCUUCACAACAGCCGAGGACAAUUCAUCAUGCAGUUCGGCCGCGCCAAAGAGGACAAUGUCUUCGCCCUCGACUUCACGGGGCCGUUCAGCCCACUGGCUGCGUUUGGUGUUGCCCUGUCGGGGUGCGAUUCGUCGGUCUAACGUCGCUCCACGCGAGCAGUUCGACAAAAACUCGGUCGGGGAUGCGUCAGUCGACUUUUCCGUCUGAGUUAUAUCUGAACAUGUUUGUCCUCCUGAUUUCUUGUACUUGAAUGUUUCGAGCUCCGGCGCCAGUCAAAAUCACGUGAUGUAAAGUAGCCAACAAAGAGGAACGCCACGCCUAGGACACGGUGAUUGUUUUGUUUUGUUUUUACCAAUCCGUUUGCAUUCAUGGUAUGUGUGCUGCCUUCUCUAGGGUCUGUUCAAGUCCCCAUAGCGCUUCUUCAGAGCCGUGUUCGUUUGUGCAAUCAUUGUCUUGAACCCAACAGAGCACUCGUGCACCCCUCUGCAUUUGCUGUAGAGAACGAUUCUGCUUCAUGGAACCAAGGCGUUCCGCAGUAGUCGCAAGGAGAACUUGGCGUCGGAGUUGAAGACGGUCGGCCAAAAGGCAUCAUGUGCAUGUUGUGCACCCGUCUCUCCUUGAGGUAGCGCAGCGAUGAUGAUAUCCUGGGUGAGGCAAUCGUGCAAAAAGUAUUGAGGGGUGGGACGUCGGGGCAACAGCUCAGCAUUGCCCGCUCAAGAGGCUGUGGUAUAGUUGGCGUCGGGGAACCCUGUUGUGAUUUUUUGGAACGCCCCUGUUGUGUUGAGUAAGAGGUAUUUAGCGUAAUGCUGUGCCACAGUUCUGUAGGUGAAACGGUGUUGAUUUCCGGUACGGCAUUUUUUUCAGGACUCUCGUGAGGUAACCCCAUCCCACAAUUCGUGGUAGAACAUGCAACAGUCGUGGACGCAUGUGGGUGUCGCGAUGUUCACUAGUUAGUUAAUUGUUGUGUGUGCCUCACUAAUCCGACGUGUACGCUCUCAGGAUAUGUCCAACCUUUGCUUUCUCGAAGUUUGGCAUGUGUGGAGGUUAGUGCGCCGAACUAAUUAGGUCUGGUUGGCCUAGAGCCUUUUUCUUUCUGAAGAGUGCGACAGCAGUGCUGCAUGCAAUAACGCUGCCACGUGCAGGAGCCGCGUGGAGAUGUGUUUUUAUAAGUUGGAGUUUGAUUUUUCACGGGAGGUCCUUACACGAAUCUGGAGACCUUCUCUUUCCCAAAGCUGAUAUGUGGAUGUGCAGUGUGGACGAGUGAGUCUACUGGGCGUGUUUCAUUUGUUUUAUUGGCGAUAGGGUUGUCGCUGUCAGCGGGGUUAUGCGAUCGUUGUUGGAAUGGGACGAUAGAUGCCGAGUUGGGCCUGGCGUGCAGCGGGAAGUGUCUUAUGUAGUAGGCGGCCGAGGAAAGCGGAUAGUGGGGGCAAGCGGUCCGUCUGUAGUCGUUGGUAUAUCGGAGGUUUUGUCAAGAAUUGUUGGGUUCGAUACAGUGGUAAUAACUGCACACACGACUUAGUAAAUUAUCAAGAUGGUGAGCCAUCGUUGUACUCAUCUGCGUUAUCCUAUGAAGUAGCUCUCAAUCGACGUGUAAGACAAUCGAGCGCGGUGUAGACUAGACGAUCUCGUCAAGGCGACGGUCACGGAAGGAUCUUCUUGUCUAGAUCGCCUCUCGUCUCCUUUUUAGGUUCAAUAGCUGCACC